CCCAAAUGGAAAUUCUUAAAGAAUUAUUCACAAAAACCAACAUUGCUUAUAUUCAGUUAGUUAACUACGAGGCUGACGACAUAAUUGCCUCUUUUAUCACGCAAACUUCCCAGCAACAUCCCGAUACUUCCUUUGACAUUUUUACUCGUGAUAAGGAUUUAUUACAACUGCUUUCUAAAAAUACUAAUAUUUUGAAAUAUAUCAGCGGAAAAAUUACUCUUUACACAGCGGAGCAAUUUUACCAAGAAUACAACUUUUUACCAAGUAGUUACGUGGAUUAUUUGAGUUUGAUUGGGGAUAAUAUUGAUAAUAUUGAAGGAGUAAGAGGAAUUGGUCCCGUUAGUGCCAACAAACUAUUGCAACAGUUUAGUACCGCAGAAAAUAUUUUUCGUAAUUUUGCUACUUUAUCAGAACCAACCAACGUUAAAAGUCUCCUGGCUGGCAAAGAAGAAUUAAUUUAUCGCAACAAAAAAGUUAUUAGUUUAGACCAAAGUCUUUCUCUACCAAUUGUGGAUUGCAGUUUUAACUGA
Molecule: messenger RNA, 530 nt
Organism: Racocetra persica
Lineage: Eukaryota; Fungi; Glomeromycota; Glomeromycetes; Diversisporales; Gigasporaceae
Source: the annotation of a GenBank genome assembly